Molecule: messenger RNA, 1812 nt
Organism: Chrysochloris asiatica (Cape golden mole)
Lineage: Eukaryota; Metazoa; Chordata; Mammalia; Afrosoricida; Chrysochloridae
Gene: ZNF112
Product: zinc finger protein 112
Exons: 5
Coding region: 1-1812 (603 amino acids)
Biological process (GO): regulation of DNA-templated transcription
Molecular function (GO): DNA-binding transcription factor activity, RNA polymerase II-specific; RNA polymerase II cis-regulatory region sequence-specific DNA binding
Source: RefSeq, a predicted model, not a curated record
AUGACCAAGUUGCAGGAAGCGGUGACGUUCAAGGAUGUGGCUGUGGUCUUCAGUGAGGAGGAGCUGGGGUUGCUGGACUCCACCCAGAGGACGCUGUACCGAGAAGUGAUGCUGGAGACCUUCCGGAACCUGCUCUCCGUGGGGCAUCCGCCCUUCAAACCAGACUUAAUCUCCCAGUUGGAAAGAGAAGGAAAGAUUUUGACGAUGGUGACAGAAGCCCAAAGAGAUGGGUGUUCAGAAAAACGCUACAGCUGCCAUGAUUGUGGCAAAGCCGUCAUAAAGAGGUCAUUACUUAAUGAGGAUUUAAUUCAAGCAGAACACAAGCCCUACUGGUGUGGUGAGUAUAGAAGAAUCUGGAACGAUGUCUCCAGCUCUGAAGUUCAUCAGCGAUUACACUUAGAUGGGAAGAAAGCCCAUAUGGACAGUCAGUGUGACAAGGACUUUAGUUAUAGCUCAGACCUUCAGACAGUCCAUACAAGGGAACCACCGUACAAACAUUAUACAUGUGGUAACAGCUUCAUUCAAAUUCCGUAUCUCCAGGACCAUCAGAAAGUCCACAGUGGGCAGAAACCACAUAAGAAGUAUGAGAAUGGCUUCCGUUGGAGUUCACAACUUAAAGAUCAUCAAAGAGUCGACACUGGAGAAAAGCCAUACAAAUGCAACGCGUGUAGUAAAGGCUUCAGCCAUAAAUCCGUUCUUAAAGUUCACCAGCGAAUCCACACAGGUGAGAAACCCUAUAAAUGUGAGGAGUGCAGUAAGGAAUUCAGUCGGAGUUCAUACCUUCAAGCUCACCAGAGAAUCCACACUGGAGAAAAGCCAUAUAAAUGUGAGGAGUGUGGGAAGGGCUUCAGUCGGAAUUCGUACCUUCAGGGCCAUCAGAGAGUCCACACCGGGGAGAAACCCUACAAGUGUGAGGAGUGUGGGAAGGGCUUUAGUCGGAGUUCACACCUCCAAGGCCAUCAGAGAGUCCACACUGGGGAGAAACCGUACAAGUGUGAGGAGUGUGGGAAAGGCUUCAGCUGGAACUUUAAUCUUCAAAUUCAUCAGAGGGUUCACACAGGAGAGAAACCUUACAAGUGUGGAGAAUGUGGUAAAGGCUUCAGUAAGGCCUCAACUCUUCUGGCCCAUGAGAGAGUCCACACAGGAGAGAAGCCAUACCACUGUGACGAGUGUGGUAAGAGCUUCAGUCAGAGGUCAUACCUUCACAGUCAUCAGAGCGUCCACACUGGAGAGAGACCGUAUGUCUGUGAACUGUGUGGGAAAGGCUUCAGUCAGAGAGCGUAUCUCCAAGGUCAUCAGAGAGUCCACACAAGAGUGAAACCAUACACAUGUGAGCUGUGUGGGAAAGGCUUCAGUCAGAGUUCACGCCUUGAAGCGCAUCAGAGGGUUCAUACGGGAGGGAAACCGUACAAAUGUGAGGUGUGCGCCAAGGGCUUCAGCGAGAGUUCACGGCUUCAAGCACAUCAGAGGGUCCACACAGAGGGCAGGCCCUAUAAAUGUGAACAGUGUGGUAAGGGUUUCAGUGGAUACUCGAGCCUUCAAGCCCAUCACAGAGUCCAUACUGGGGAGAAACCAUACAAAUGUGAGUUAUGUGGAAAAAGCUUCAGUCAGAGAUCCAACCUUCAAGCCCAUCAGAGAGUCCACACGGGAGAGAAACCAUUCGAAUGUGAAGCGUGUGGUAAGGGUUUCCGUUGGAGCUCGGGUCUUCUAAUCCAUCAAAGAGUCCACAGUGAUAAACUCUAUAAAAGUGAAGAGUUCAAGAAGGAUGUUCCUUCAUCUAAGAAUCUCCAACGCAGGAAUGAAGUUCUGUAA